This is a messenger RNA of Gryllus bimaculatus (two-spotted cricket), 1037 nucleotides long. The record is from the annotation of a GenBank genome assembly. NCBI's taxonomy places the organism in Eukaryota, Metazoa, Arthropoda, Insecta, Orthoptera, Gryllidae.
AGAUCGUCGCGAAGCAAGUGCGUUGGGUCGGAUGGUGAGCGAGUCGGCAACCCGAACGUAAAACUCUAGACAUCCCUGGACCCCAGCGUUCCGUCGCCGCCGCGUACAGACGUCCUGCAAUGUCGUGGGUGACACUAUCGCUCGUCCUGGCGGCCUCUCUAUCGGGGGCGGCGCGCGGGGCGACGCCGUGGGUGUCUGUGACGGUGUCGCCGCUGCUCACCACGACGCCCAAGCGCCAGCUGGUGGUGAGCUGGGCACACGCGCAGCCGCAGGCCGGCGACUGGCGCAGGCGGUCGCUGGCUGGGCUGGCGCUGGCGCGGGCGGAGGUGGCGCCGGCCGAGGCGGAGGGCCGCGCGCUGACGGGCGUGGAGGCCUCGCGCGACGCCGAGGAGGUCACCCAGUGCGCGGCCUACGUGCGCGCCGCCCACGCACACCCCACGGGCGAGGAGCGCGUGUUGGCGGUGGCGUGCGCGCGCAUGUACCCCGACUGGAUGGGUGACCUGGCGGCGUCCAUCGGCGGCCUGCGCCUCAAGGAGGUGCUGCUGCCGGGCACCCACGACUCGGGCGCCUACCGCCGCUACUCGCCGCUCGUGCCGCAGACCAUCGAGGAGGACAUCGGCACGCAGCUGCGGCUGGGCGUGCGCUACCUGGACAUUCGCGUCGGCCACUACCCGAGCACCAGCGCGCGCUGGUGGGUCAACCACGGGGUGGUGCGCCUGCACCCGCUGCAGGACGUGCUCGACGACGUCAAGGACUUCAUCCGCAACCACCCCAACGAGGACCUGUCGGUGCACCGCGCGCUGGUGGCGUUCCUAUCGGAGGAGCUGGCGGAGCUUGCGGCGCCCAAGUCGCUGGGGUGGGACGCGACGCUGGCGCGGGUGUGGGCGCAGCGCGGCCGCGUCGUCCUGGCCUACGACCGCGCCGACGUCAUCGCGUCGCUGCCCACGGCGCCGCUGUGGCCCGCGGUGCGCCAGCUCUGGGGCGACGUGCGCACGCUCGACGCCCUCCGGGACUACCUGCACCGCGUCAUCGGCAGC